UUGUGUGUAUGUGUACACGCACUCACACUCAUUCGUACCCCUCUCCACCCUACUUAAUCAUCUGGACCCUAAAACCCCGCCUGCUCCGUCUUCUGCCCCCACCCCAUCCUCUGCUUAGACCCUUGGCCAGUCCCCCUUUCACAACCCAGGACGGGUACAAAAGACCCCUGCCGUGGUCUCCCCUCCCCCCACACUCUCCCUCUUGGUUCCUUUACUGUCUGACUUCCCUUGUCCGCCUGGUUCCUGGAUCCGGGAGGCUCGUGGCCUCCCCUCCACUUCUCCCACCCCCCACUCCCCUGGCCUGACCAUGCCCCUCCUUCCAGCCAACAUUCCCUGUGUCUCCUGUCCCGUUACCGUUACCACCCCCUUUUGGCUCGUCAUUUCCUCUUCUCUCGUUGCUGGGGCAGAACAGCAGCCCCCUCCAGACGUGGUGCCAAACCAAGCUGCCUCCUUUUCCCAGGCUGCAUGUCUGUUUGGCUCCUGGAAGCUCCCUGUACCAAUUUGUUCUCCUCUCGAAAGACUGACUGCAGGAGCUCUUUCUCUAAUCUUGAAUAUUUUCUUAUACCCAGAAAACAUGGAGUUAAUUUUCCCCUAUCACCAUCUUCUUUCUUACCUGAUUUAUGGCAGCCAGGACCUCAGGCUCCUUCUCUUGAUUUAUUUUUCUCCUAUUGUAUAUAGUGUAUAGUUAGGUUCCUAUUUAUGAAAUAUUUUGCAUUUUAAGUCUGUUUUUAAAAAAAUAUUUUUAUGUGUUUGUCUUCAUGUUAGGACCAAGCUUCUUUUUCUUAAAAAAAAAUGAGUCUUUUUCAACUUUAAAUCCUAUGGUUCUGGCUGCAGUAAAGUUUUAGCAAGUGGUGACUUCUCAGUAGAGUUGUAUAGUACUUGGAUUCCAGUGAAAUGUAUGUAUAUGUGUGUGUGUGUCACAAGAUUAAGUCGAGUUUAGAAGUACUUAAUUAAAUACCUAGUAAGUGCUAAGCACUGUGUUAGGAAUGCCCCCUAAGACAAGAACAGUCCCUUCAAGGAAUUUAAAAUCUAAUGAGGACAACUUGCAAACAAUUACUUACAAACAAGAUGUACAUUGGAUAAAUUGGAGACAAUCUUGGGUAGGCACUGGCAUUAACCAAGACUCGGAAAGGCAUUUUGCAGAAAGUAGAAUUUUAGCUGAAACUUGAAAGAACCUUGGAGGCAGAGAUGAGAAAGCUACACUGGAAAAUCCAACAUAGGGAAGCUCUUCAAGCUCGGUCUUUCUGCUCUCUGCUGGAGAGUGCACAUGUAUUUUAUCCAUGAGCACACUCUUAGCCAUAUCUCAAGAUAUCCAGCGGGAGAUUGUCACAUACGGAAUUGCAACCUAGAUGAGACAUGGAGCAGUAUACAGCAAACAGCAAUAGUUCUACGGAACAGAUUGUCGUGCAGGCUGGACAGAUUCAGCAGCAGCAGCAGGGUGGUGUCACUGCUGUCCAGUUGCAGACAGAGGCCCAGGUGGCAUCCGCCUCAGGCCAGCAAGUCCAGACACUCCAGGUAGUCCAGGGCCAGCCUUUGAUGGUACAAGUGAGUGGUGGUCAACUAAUCACGUCAGCUGGCCAGCCCAUUAUGGUCCAGGCUGUCCCUGGUGGCCAAGGUCAGACCAUCAUGCAAGUACCUGUGUCUGGGACACAAGGAUUGCAGCAAAUCCAGUUGGUACAGCCAGGACAGAUUCAGAUUCAAGGGGGUCAGGCUGUGCAGGUGCAGGGUCAGCAAGGCCAAACCCAGCAGAUCAUCAUUCAGCAGCCCCAGACUGCCGUCACUGCUGGCCAGACCCAGACUCAGCAGCAGAUAGCUGUCCAAGGGCAGCAAGUGGCACAGACAGCGGAAGGUCAGACCAUUGUCUAUCAACCAGUCAAUGCAGAUGGCACUAUCCUCCAGCAAGUUACAGUCCCUGUUUCCGGCAUGAUCACCAUCCCAGCAGCCAGUUUGGCAGGAGCACAGAUUGUCCAGACAGGAGCCAAUACCAAUACAACUAGCAGUGGACAGGGGACUGUUACUGUGACACUACCGGUUGCUGGGAAUGUGGUCAAUUCAGGAGGAAUGGUCAUGAUGGUACCAGGGGCUGGUUCUGUGCCUGCUAUCCAGAGGAUCCCCUUGCCUGGAGCAGAAAUGCUUGAAGAGGAGCCCCUCUAUGUGAAUGCUAAGCAGUAUCACCGGAUUCUGAAGAGGAGACAAGCUCGGGCCAAACUAGAGGCAGAAGGGAAAAUCCCCAAGGAAAGGAGGAAAUAUUUACAUGAGUCUAGGCAUCGUCAUGCCAUGGCAAGGAAACGUGGAGAAGGUGGUCGAUUUUUCUCUCCAAAGGAAAAGGAUAGUCCUCACAUGCAGGAUCCAAAUCAAGCAGAUGAAGAAGCAAUGGCACAAAUGAUUCGAGUAUCCUAACCAAGAGCAGAGAGAGCGAGCUGAUCCAGGUUCCUCUCCACUGUGUCCCGUUAUCCCAGGAAAUUGAGCAGACCUUCCAGUGGGACACUCAUGAUCACAUUCUGACCUUUUCUACGAAACAGCAACCACUUGAUUUUUCAUAAGUGGUUUGGUAUUAUAAUUGCAGUGAUCUCUGGUGAAUUGAAAUUCCAAGGACUCUGUCCCACCCCUCUCAGUCAGGACUUCAGACUAUUAAUGACAUUAGUCUUUCAUAUAUUUGGAUGGUACAAGAGACAAAAAGCCAAUGAGACAGUACUACAAGCAGCACUUAAUUUCGCUGGUGAAGCAGGGCCAUCCCAGGGGAGAGAUACUGUUCAAUCGUUAGCAAGACUGCAGUCCAGGAAACCACAGCCCACUCCUUCCCAUUUGGAGUUUGGUUAGUCUCAUCCAUCCAUGAAGUUUGAGAUUUUAUGUGUGACCAACAGAAUGAAGAACAUGUUGCAUGCAGAGAUGACUUUCAGAAAGAGGAAAUUGCCAUCCUGUGAUGUGUAAAGAACAUGCUAUUCCCUAAGAAUAAGGUUCAGUCAGCCUAUGAUUGUAGCAAGAACCUGAAUCCACCUGUUUGGUUUAAUGCCAAGGGGAAGAAAAUGUACUUCUGGAGUAAAAGACUCAAAGACUCACUAGCAUUUUAAAAUGCUUCUCUUCUCAGCUUAGGUGGUCUUACCUGCCUUCCCACACUGAAAAUGUAACUGAUAUAUAGAGAUCACCUGGAUCACAGAUUUUCUCAUUUUUCCCCCUAUGAGGUGCUAGGGAUGGUCAGUCCUAGAAGUUGCCAUUCCUGGAGCAGAAAACAGAACAACUUAAAUUCUUUUUGCAUUCAGAUGCUGAGAACAUUUGUAGUCAGUAAAUGUCAAGAGAGCGAAACUGUAGGUUACUGAUCACAGACUUUUUGUAAAACUGUCAAUCUUUGACAGCACUUCAGGAAUAGAAGGGAGAAUGCAAUGAUUUGUUAUUUUUUGGGGGGGGGGGAGUAUGUGUGUGUUUGUUUUAUAACAUGACUCUGGAGACCUGGAGUAGAUUGUUAGGAAGCGAAGAGUGAGCAACAGAUUCAUACUAAAACCUAACCUAUCAAGGGAGUAGAAAUUCACUUACUGUCUUUUAGUCUGCGAUUUAUUUUGUUAGUCCAUGGCCAUUUCCAAAAACCAUUGCUUUCACCUAGGUGCCGUGAUUAUUCCAUGUUACUUAUUGGAGCCAGUGAUGAAAUUUUGUUCGUGCAGCAAAUCCCCUUGGCAGCUGAUGUAUGGAUGCCUAGUUCCACUUGCUUUCCCCAUUUAAGAUGUAACCUUAUACUUUGAUUCAGGGGUCUUGUACAGAAAGGCUUUCACAUUGUACCCUUACUGUGGGACCAAACUGGAAAUAGAUCCUGGAGCCCUCAAAACAUCAGGAAUGGAGCAGAGUUACCAGAUCUGAGUACCCAUCAUAAAACAAGCUUCCACCUUUUGGACCUUGUGGUUCAGAGAAUUAAGAUGAUAGUUUUCGAAGAGUCACUGUCUUUUGAACAAAAGUGGUAAAAAUAUUCAGUAUUUCUACGGAAAAAAGCUGGAGCUAAGUAUAAGGGAAAGGGGGAUGCUUUCUCAAUUUUGUCUUCCCUGUAAACAUGUUGCAUGAAAAAGGAAGGGAAAAAUUAAACCUUUAAAAGGAAAUGAAUCUAAAAAAUAAGGGCUGUUAUGGGGACAGUGGCAGAGGUAUGGCUGGGUACAUUUCCCUCAUCCCAGGACUAAUAGGUUCUGGAAUCCAUGUAUCUAGUGUGGCUUCUAGAUGCCAGGAGGUUCUGCCCCUUUCAGAUGCUCCCUUGGGAAGUGAUCAUUUGUUAUUCUGUAGUUUCAGAGGCUUGGUUUACUUGCUAAGAACAAAGUUUGUAUGAUGAUGAUAAAACAGAAGGGCUUUAGAUUCCUGGUUUAUCUUUCGGAUCCAGUAUUAAAAGAGUAAGCCCCUCAAACCUGAUCUCUAAAGCUCAAGCUCAUUAAGGAAAGCAAUUUUUAAACUGUAUUUAUUUAUGUUUGUAAACUUGUACAUAGUAACAACCCUGCAAAUGUUCUGUUAUUCUAUUUUACAUCUUUUAGGUUCUUUUAGGGUUUUUUAUUGUUUGAGGUUUUUUUGGUGGGGGAGGGGGAUGGUGGGAGGAAAAUACUUCAGUUUUCAAUUUCACUUUUGCAUUUAGAGUGUCAGGUCUUUUUUUGUUACCUUGAAACACCAUGACUUUGCAAGGAAAGUUUGGGAUUUGGGAAAUUAUUUUUAUUUGCUCCUAGGAAAUCCUUUCCUUAUUUGUAGGUGUGACUGUUCUAAUGAUCUUACAAUUGAAAAAGUGGUUGACUGGAUGAAUGAAUGAUUGGCAUAAUGUAUAGUGUUAUAUUUCAUUUGAGUACUUUUUUUUUUGCAGGAUAAUUGUGUGUGUAUGUAUAUAUAAAUAUAAAUAUAUUUUUAAGUGCAUUGUUACAUAUUAACUUGUCCAUGUCUAUACCGCUGGACCAGGGGAACGUUUUCUGGGUUGUGGGUGCCUGUUAAUAAUGUCUUGGCUUUCAUUUGUGACCUUAAGCUAUAUGAAGGUUUUUCCCCUAGAGAGGGGAGUACAGGUGAUCAUUGGUGACAUGGGAAUUCAGAGUAAUUUCCCAUUGUUAUUUUUUAAAAGAAAUUUAUAAAAAUAUUAAAAUAAAAGUUUGUGUUUUAGGGAAGCACUUA
This is a messenger RNA of Phascolarctos cinereus (koala), 5118 nucleotides long. The record is from RefSeq and is a predicted model, not a curated record. Lineage: Eukaryota; Metazoa; Chordata; Mammalia; Diprotodontia; Phascolarctidae.